Molecule: messenger RNA, 1091 nt
Organism: Myxocyprinus asiaticus (Chinese sucker)
Lineage: Eukaryota; Metazoa; Chordata; Actinopteri; Cypriniformes; Catostomidae
Gene: soul5l
Product: heme-binding protein soul5, like
Exons: 8
Coding region: 95-754 (219 amino acids)
Cellular component (GO): cytoplasm
Source: RefSeq, a predicted model, not a curated record
CAGUGAGUCACACGGGCGCGCGCGGGGACACGUGAACGCGCUGCGGUGCUGAUGAGAGAUCCGCCCGUGUCAUCUCCGUCUCAAUCCAGCCAAGAUGACUCUGCUGUUCAGUUUAAUGAUGAUGAUGAUGAUGAUGAUGGUGUGUGUGGCCACCAGCACUGUUGGGUCUUGUAAUUCUCAAGAAUGUCUGCAGUUUGAGCUGCUCUGCAGGACUGAAGAUUAUGAAGUUCGUCGGUACUCGGCCACACGGUGGAUCUCUACAGACGCUGAGGCGUAUUUUCUCGGUGUGGGAGCGGCGAUGGCUUUCAGACGACUCUACCAUUAUAUAUCAGGAGACAAUAAAGAGGGUGUAAAGUUUGAGCUGACGGCUCCGGUACUUGUUGAAGUUCCUGAGGAAAGGAAGAUGUGGGAACCAGCGAUCUACACGCUCAGCUUCCUGCUUCCAUCAGCCUAUCAGGAGAGACCGCCCACACCCACCAAUGACAAGCUGUAUUUCUCUGAUAUGCCCGAUAUGGACGUGUACGUGAGGUGUUACGGAGGCUGGAUGCUGUCAAUCACGUCUCAACUCCACGCCCACCUGCUGACCAAAGCACUGCUCAGAGCGAACGCACAAUAUAACCACACACACCACUACGCUGUGGGCUACGACAGUCCUCUGAAGUUGUUGAACAGACACAAUGAGGUGUGGUACGUGGUUGAGGGAGAUCCAGUGUGUGGACACAAUCUCACAUCAAACCCAGCUGAUGCACACUAAACAGGGAUCGAGUGGAGACAAACUUCCCUGUGCAUGUGUAUGCUGGUAAUUUAAUCAAUAUCAUUGUUAAUAAAAUCGUAAAACAGUCUCCAAACACCUGUGUGAAACUUUAAAUGUACUGUCCGUAUAUACUGGCUUGGAAAUAUACAAUAUUCAAAGGCAGCAAGUGAAUCAUAAAGAGUAGUUGAUUGUCUCUUUGUCACAUGGAGUACGUCACAUGAUAGUUAUUAAUAAUCAGCAUCAUGUAUUUCUGCUUCAUAAAAUUUGAACAUGUGUUUAAUGUAUUUGCUGUAUGUUACGAGUUUUGCAGAACUGUCUUGUGAAUGUGGUUAAUAAA